CCUGCGUGGGUGGGCAGGAUCUCAACUCAAGGGAGCUGGCGACCCACACCAGCUGAAUGGACCUGCAUUCCUUGUUGCUGCCCACUGGCCCCAAUGCCAGCAACACUUCCGAUGGCCCAGACAACCUCACCUCUGCCGUGUCGCCUCCUCGUGUGGGGAGUGUCUCCUACAUCAACAUCAUUAUGCCUUCGGUGUUCGGCACCAUCUGCCUCCUGGGCAUCGUGGGGAACUCCACAGUCAUCUUCGCAGUGGUGAAGAAGUCCAAGCUGCACUGGUGCAGCAACGUCCCCGACAUCUUCAUCAUCAACCUCUCGGUGGUGGAUCUUCUCUUUCUCCUGGGCAUGCCCUUCAUGAUCCACCAGCUCAUGGGCAAUGGUGUCUGGCACUUUGGGGAGACCAUGUGCACCCUGAUCACAGCCAUGGACGCCAACAGUCAGUUCACUAGCACCUACAUCCUGACUGCCAUGGCCAUUGACCGCUACCUGGCCACAGUCCACCCCAUCUCUUCCACCAAGUUCCGGAAGCCCUCAGUGGCUACCCUCGUGAUCUGCCUCCUGUGGGCCCUCUCCUUCAUCAGCAUCACCCCCGUGUGGCUGUACGCAAGGCUCAUCCCCUUCCCGGGGGGAGCUGUGGGAUGCGGCAUCCGCCUGCCCAACCCAGACACUGACCUCUACUGGUUCACCCUCUACCAGUUUUUCUUGGCCUUCGCCCUGCCCUUUGUGGUUAUCACCGCUGCAUACGUGAGGAUCCUGCAGCGUAUGACUUCCUCGGUGGCCCCUGCCUCGCAACGCAGUAUCCGGCUGCGGACAAAGAGGGUGACCCGCACGGCCAUCGCCAUCUGCCUGGUUUUCUUUGUGUGCUGGGCGCCCUACUACGUGCUGCAGCUGACCCAGUUGUCCAUCAGCCGCCCAACGCUCACUUUUGUCUACCUGUACAAUGCGGCCAUCAGCUUGGGCUACGCCAACAGCUGCCUCAACCCCUUUGUGUACAUCGUGCUCUGUGAGACGUUCCGCAAGCGCCUGGUCCUCUCCGUGAAGCCCGCUGCCCAGGCGCAGCUUCGCACCGUCAGCAACGCUCAGACAGCUGACGAGGAGAGGACAGAAAGCAAAGGCACCUGACACUUCUCCUGCCACCUGGACACCUCCAAGUCAGGUCACCACAGCAAGCCAUGGGGAGAUGUAGAGAAAAACCCAAGGCCGCCCUGGGGGAAGGCAGGAGGCUGGGUGAGGGGUUGCUGCAGCUAAAUAUAGUCUAUGGAACCCACCAAUUGCUGGGGAGGAGUGGAGCCAACUUGGGGGACUUCCGACCUCAGAAAGGCCCUAGGGGGAGCAGGAUGAGGCCUUUGGGUGGAACAGAAGCUGAAUAAGAAAAUGUUGGUUCGAAUGUUCCGUUGAGCCCUACAUCUGUUAGCUCCCAAAUGUCUUUUUCCCAAGGGAAGAGGUAGAAGGCUCCUAGCUGAGCUUGUUUAAAAUCAGACUGGGCCAGCGGUUGGGCGACUGGGCCACCUAGCCCAGGGCCCUUGGGAAGAGGAAAGAUGGCGCAGCCCAAAGCUCUUUCCCAUCUCUCCUUGGUAUCAGAGAAGGCAUCCUUUCUCCCAAGCUGGUGGCUGACAGAAAGUGAAGCAUGCUGUCUCCUCUCCAGCAUCCUGUGUCGGUCUCCCUUUAUCUCUAGGGGAUGCAUGCUUGUGUUGGAGGCGGAGCUCGAAAUCCCACAGG
Molecule: messenger RNA, 1715 nt
Organism: Sciurus carolinensis (gray squirrel)
Lineage: Eukaryota; Metazoa; Chordata; Mammalia; Rodentia; Sciuridae
Gene: Mchr1
Product: melanin concentrating hormone receptor 1
Exons: 2
Coding region: 57-1118 (353 amino acids)
Biological process (GO): neuropeptide signaling pathway
Cellular component (GO): membrane; neuron projection
Molecular function (GO): neuropeptide binding; melanin-concentrating hormone receptor activity
Source: RefSeq, a predicted model, not a curated record